AUGCGUUAUUACUGUGCCUACUUGCCGCGCAGGUUCGACGGUCGCCCUCAUGCAGCGUUCGGCGAAGGGGAUGUCGGAGUGCCACAACGCUCGUGUCCCUCCACCCCAAAGCAAGGGACCGAUCGUCUUGUGGACAAGGGGCGCGAGUGGUUUGGACCGUGCACCAGAGGCAUCAGGCUCGUGAUUUCGCAGGAUGACAUGGAGUCGGUUUCUUCUUUGUUCGGGCAAAUUACGGCUCUUAGACGGGGUGGCCUGUCUCCGAAAGAUGACGAGAACAAAUUGGACGCACACGUGCGAGUGGUCAUGCGCAUCAUGAAGGAGCGGUUGGCCUCGCUGACGGAGGGCCCCCUGCAAGAUGCUGAGGUUGUGAUGGCGAAGCAUGGCCUCUACAGCAUCUGCUUUCAGGAGCUAAUUUCGAUCACUUGCGCGACGAAUCCUGACCUCAGCUGUGCCUUAGAGAGCCUCCGCGACGCGCACGACGGCCUUCUGCAAGACGUGCCGGGGAUAGUCCAACGGACGCUAGACGAGAACCAACAGGGUGUUUCUUCUACCUGCGUUACACGUUCGCUGCAGGAGAUAUCCUCUUUACGGGACAGCAAGGAAAGUGAGGCCAGAGAAGCCGGAGAACUCGUUCAGGCGGCUCAAGCACUAGAGAGAGAGACCGUGGCACAUCACCAGGAACUGCGACAGUUGCACCGGCGACUGAACGAGCUCGAGGACGAGAACGCCGCUUUGAAGACCACGCACUACGCUGGGCACUCCUCACUCCAAUCAAGGCCUCGGACACCUCUCCACAAACCGAUACCGGACGGGUUCACCUGUUCUACCACUUCAAGCGCGAGGGAAAAACAUCACGCCCUUCCAUCUGCAUCGAUUACUCGAUACCACGGAGGAGAAGGGGAGGGGGGGGGUAUAACACCCGAGGAGGGAAUUACGCCCGAGCCGUCCUUAGAACAUGUUCGAACAGUCUGGUUUCGCUGGGACCAAGGAGGGGAUGGUGAGACUGCGGACGGAAAGGCAGCGCCAACACCGGCAGUGGCGAUGGCGAUCAACGGCACGCGGGAGCUCUCUCUCAAACAGCUUCACGACUUCAUCGCUUCAGUGUACGCCUCUAAGGAGAAGUACGACCUUCGUUGCACCACCCAACGUUUGCCGAGCCAAACCUUGGCCAGACACCUUGACGACUUCCUGGUGCACAGAUAUGGGUUGACUUCGAUGGCGAGAUCUCAAGCGGCAGCGUUGCGACUAGGAGUCCAGAGAUAUAGAAACGCUGACAACGCGGUGAAGGUGUUCGAGAUGACUCUCCGAAACGAGGUUGAUGAGGGCUUCCGGGUCGAGCAGCGGAAGCUCGAAAGGACCGUCUUGGACCUCAUUCGCGUCAGGAUUCGAGAGAGGACAGAACGCCACGACAAAAUCCCCAAUUAUCAUGACCGUUACAGCUACCGCCGCUUGGGCGGUACUAGCAUCAGCAAGGUCGCGGCAGGAAACAGCGGCAGCGGCCCUAGCAGUAGUGGAGACCAUCGGCAAGGAGGUGGGGGUGCUCAUUGGUACUCCGGCGCUGGGGCUUCGUCCAACGCCACCACGGAGUCUCUUCUCCGCAGUCAGACUCGUCCGGGUGCGCUACUCGCUGCGGCAGACUGGCAGGCGGUGGUCCAGCACGUGCACAAGGGAGCAGAUGUGCAAACGGUUUUAUUUCUGAUCAAGGAGGCCAUUUCGACGCGGGGCAGUCGCAGGGAUCGAGUCGACGGCAAGCCGAAGUCGGGCAAAGGGGGAAGCGCAGCGGGAAUGGGACAGCAGUCGGUGCCGUUCGGUGUUUUUCUGGAGGUUCUUCUCGGAUACCAGCUGCAUGGGUAUCUACGACGUUUGAAUAUCUUCAGGGAAGAGUUUCGAGAGGCCGACGUCAAUGCUGAUGGUGUCCUUAACCCCGUCCAGUUUCUGGCCCUCGCUAAGCGCAUGCUGCGGCGGACACAGAGAACGACGACACCCUCACGACAGGACACAGCGCAGAGACACUCCACGAAUGGUUCUCCAACGACACCGGGAACUAAUGGUCGACACCGCCAAGCUGGGCCGGCGACAAAGGCGAACCUGAGCUGUGUAGAGAAGAUAGCAGCAACCCACCUGCGGGCCGCCGAUCCCCACGGCUUUGGAGUAAUCACUUUUUCUCAGUGUGUUUUGCAUCUGGCAAGUAGCGUUGCAUAA
Ectocarpus siliculosus is the source of this 2202-nucleotide messenger RNA. Lineage: Eukaryota; Phaeophyceae; Ectocarpales; Ectocarpaceae. The record is from the annotation of a GenBank genome assembly.